Messenger RNA from Suillus plorans, 3125 nucleotides. RefSeq names its product phosphofructokinase domain-containing protein. NCBI's taxonomy places the organism in Eukaryota, Fungi, Basidiomycota, Agaricomycetes, Boletales, Suillaceae. Bases 263 to 2716 code for a protein of 817 amino acids. Gene Ontology annotation, molecular function: AMP binding; fructose-6-phosphate binding; identical protein binding. The transcript has 11 exons. Gene Ontology annotation, cellular component: 6-phosphofructokinase complex; mitochondrion; cytoplasm. The record is from RefSeq and is a predicted model, not a curated record. Gene Ontology annotation, biological process: canonical glycolysis; fructose 6-phosphate metabolic process; fructose 1,6-bisphosphate metabolic process.
GAACGUUCGAUGGAUAAAUCAGGGAAAUAAAUUACAUAAAUAGGCCGAUACGAGUAGCCGAAAAUGUGCAAGUCGGUUCAGCGUAUAUAUCAUACGAUACGUACUACUAGCUAUAGUUGGCCUGGACUCGGAUCGGCUUGCCACAACCCAGACUGUUGAUUGAUACAGCCCCAUACGACACUGGAUCAGGCCAUUGUAACUAAUAUCUCACAAUCGCCGUCACGCACCUUAAAUACCAUCUUCAUCUGCUAGUACGCCCGCGAUGUCUCAAUCCACAGGCAAAAUGAAGCUUGCAGUCCUUACUUCGGGAGGCGACAGCGCUGGUAUGAAUGCUGUCGUCCGUGCCAUUGUCAAGAUCGGCAUCUUGAGAGGCUGCGAAACAUGGAUUGUACGGGAAGGAUACGAGGGGCUUGUGAGGGGCAACACCCAGGCGCAUUCAUUGCAUACAGACCUUCCAGCUGAUGCAUCUGCACUAAAAUGCGCUCAUCGAGGAGUACCCACUAAUCUUAUGGCAAAUCUCCGUUUUGGAGAUGGUGACCUUCUACGAGAUGGAACAGGUGAUCAUCACCAUGGCCGCACAUUGAAAGGUCGAUAUAUCGUUCGUGUGGGGUGGGAUGAUGUCAGAGGUUGGUUUGCUGAGGGUGGUACCCUCAUUGGAACAGCUCGAUCGGCAGCCUUUCGUACUCCAGAAGGUCGUCUGUCUGCUGCACGCAACCUAAUCAAAGAGGGAAUUGAUGCACUUGCCGUCUGUGGAGGUGACGGUUCCCUAACCGGCGCGGACCUAUUUCGCUCCGAAUGGCCUUCUCUCGUAUCACAGCUGCUCACUCAGGGUGUGAUCACAGAAGAGCAGGCAGAGAAGCACGGACAUCUCAAGAUCGUUGGCCUUGUUGGCUCGAUUGACAAUGAUAUGAGCAUGACAGAUCUGACCAUCGGUGCACCGACAGCAUUACACCGUAUUUGCGAAGCCAUCGAUAACAUUAAUUCGACUGCUGCAAGUCAUUCGCGUGCAUUUGUGCUGGAGGUGAUGGGGAGACACUGCGGCUGGCUCGCCUUGCUUGCUGGCGUCAGUUCUGGUGCAGACUUUAUUUUUAUCCCUGAACGCCCGCCUCAAACUAUCCCUGGGGGAACCUGGGAGGAUGACAUGUGUGAAGCCAUUCGUGGCCACAGAGAAGCUGGCAAGCGUAAAACAAUCGUCAUUGUCGCCGAGGGUGCGCUUGAUGAGGAUCUUCAGCCUAUUCGUGCAGAAUACGUCAAAGACGUCCUUACUGAACGUCUUGGGCUUGAUACGCGUGUCACAACUCUUGGACACACCCAACGUGGUGGCAGGCCUUGCGCUUUUGAUCGGAUUCUGCCGACACUACAAGGCGAGGAAGCCGUUAAGGCACUCCUAGAGGCCACGCCUGACACUCCUUCGUACAUGAUUGGUGUAAGGGAGAAUAAAAUAAUCCGUGUGCCACUCAUGGAGGCGGUGGCGAUGACCCGUGCGGUAGCUGAUGCAAUCGGCGCAAAGGACUUCGCAAAAGCAAUGUCCAUGCGUGACCCUGAGUUUUACCAGAGCUUGGAGGGUUUCUUUGCCACCUCGACGCUAUUCAAAGAGAAGCAACUGCCUCACUACAGAAGAAUGCGUGUUGCAAUCAUGCACAUGGGCGCCCCAGCUGGUGGUAUGAAUGCUGCCACCCGAGCUGCAGUACGUUACUGUAUCAAGCAAGGUCAUCACCCACUUGCGGUGCACAAUGGCUUCCGCGGUCUGCUUGACGACAACAUUCACGAGCUUUCUUGGCUGGGUGUUGAUGCCUGGGCCUCCCGUGGCGGUUCUGAGCUUGGCACAAACCGUACCCUCCCAGAUGUUGACCUCGGUGCAGUGGCUGCACGUUUCCAAGAACAUAACUUCCACGCACUCCUGAUGAUCGGUGGUUUUGAGGCAUUCAAUGCGCUCCUAAUCCUUGAGACUGGGCGGAAGCACUACCCUGCAUUCCACAUCCCAAUGGCCCAUCUCCCGGCUACGAUAUCAAAUAACGUGCCCAUGACGGAGUUCAGCUUGGGUAGCGACACAAGUUUGAACGCGCUUGUUGAUGCAUGCGACUCGAUCAAGCAGAGUGCGAGUGCGAGUAGGAAUCGAGUGUUUGUGGUUGAGACGCAAGGUGGCAAGUGUGGAUACCUUGCCACCAUGGGCGCGUUGGCCACUGGUGCCAGCAUUGUCUACACUCCGGAGCAGGGUAUGAACCUUGACACCCUUCGCCAGGACGUUAAGUUCCUGAAGAUCCGCUAUGGGCUAGAUGCCAAGGGCAAGAGCGAAGGUCGUAUGGUCAUUCGCAAUGAGUGCGCGUCGACGGUCUACACCACAGAUGUCAUGACGAAGAUGUUCAAGGAAGAGGGCGGUAACCUUUUCGAUGCUCGUUCCGCCUCCCUUGGACACACCUUGCAGGGUGGGGUCCCAUCACCUAUGGAUCGUGCACGUGCCGCGCGUCUAUCUUUGCGAUGCAUGGCAUUCCUUGAAGAACAUCACGAUGCCCUACAUAAACAAGUUGGGAAAGUGAAGCAGGCGCCGCCUGAAAGUGCUGCAGUUAUCACAAUACAAGGGUCUGCUCUUGAAUGGGUGCCGGUCCAGGAGAUGGUGCAACACGCAGAUAUGAAGAACCGCAGAGGAAAGACAGCUUGGUGGGCGGAGAUCAAGGACCUUGUGGAAGCACUGGUCGGACGGCCUGAAAUUUUGUGAGUUACCCAGAGGAGCAGGAAAAUCAGUGUCGUAUGUGUUACCUUUGUAUACGUAUAUAGGUGUUCAUAUUCGCUUUCCGGUUUAUUGAUAGAUGGUUGGUAGUUACAGAUACGAGCAGAAUGAUAUCAUUUAUCCACUCAAUCGUCGUCGUUGGGCGCGUACGACCCAACUUCGACGUUGUCCGACUUCACUUGGUAACGAUUUGAGACCGUGUAAUGAACACAAGUGAUUACAGGCAGCCCAAGCCUGUAACCAGGUGUGGCCAUUUGUCUUGUGGAUGAAAAUCAUAACAUUCUGUAACCACGAUUGUGAACAGGCUGAUAACAAGAGUGUGAGCACAUUAUGUCCCAGUAUGAUGGUCGCCAUCGACCACAACCACUGUAUGGUCCAUGUACAAGAGCAUAGAACA